Messenger RNA from Hevea brasiliensis (rubber tree), 2190 nucleotides. RefSeq names its product pentatricopeptide repeat-containing protein At4g18840-like. The transcript has a single exon. Bases 74 to 1828 code for a protein of 584 amino acids. Lineage: Eukaryota; Viridiplantae; Streptophyta; Magnoliopsida; Malpighiales; Euphorbiaceae. Gene Ontology annotation, molecular function: protein binding; RNA binding. Gene Ontology annotation, biological process: RNA modification. The record is from RefSeq and is a predicted model, not a curated record.
AAAUGCUGUUAAUCACUAGCCUAUCUAACUGGUUUUCAGUCUCGUUUUCUGGGGAAGGAAAGCUAGGCUAGACAUGAGCAUAGCUUCCGCUCCCUAUAUUUUGUCAAUGGCAAACAAAUUCGUGCUUAACUCUCGACAAAAAUCUGAAUCUAGGAAACCUGAUCCUGCCAUUUCACUACUUCAAAUCUGUAAAAAAGUAGAAGAGCUAGCACAAGUGCAUACCCUUCUUGUCAAGACCUCCCUUAUCAGAGAAAAACAUGCCUUUGGCAGUCUCCUUUUAUCAUUUGCCUCCGUUGAUAAUCUGGGUACUCUUGACUAUGCCCAAAAACUGUUUGAUACCAUCGAUAUCCCAAGAAAUUCAUUCAUGUAUAAUACCAUGAUAAGGGCCUACGUGAAUUGUGGUAAUCCAAGAGAGGCAUUUGUUGUUUAUUCAAAAAUGGUACGUGAGGAUUCUGCGUAUCCUGAUGAUUUCACUUUUACUUUUGUGUUUUCUGCUUGCUCUAAGUUUAAUGGUGUUUCUGAAGGCAAGCAAGCUCAUGCUCAGAUGAUAAAAUGCCCUGUUAAGUUUGGGCCUCAUUCUUGGAAUUCCUUGAUGGAUUUUUAUAUGAAGAUUGGAGAGAUAGGAAUUGUGAUUCAUCGCUUGUUUGACAGGAUUGAGAAUCCAGAUAUUGUUUCUUGGAAUUGUUUGAUUGAUGGGUAUGCAAAAUCAGGGAAUUUGGGUCAGGCACGACGAGUUUUUGAUGAAAUGCCUCAAAGAGAUGUGGUGUCUUGGACUAUAAUGCUUGUCGGCUAUGUAAAUGCUGGUUUGUUGAGUGAAGCUUCUUAUUUAUUCAAUGAGAUGCCAGAAAGGAACUUGGUUUCUUGGACUGCGUUAGUUAAUGGUUACUUAAAAAUGGGUUAUUAUGGUGAGGCUUUGGAUCUUUUCAAAGAGAUGCAGAUUGCCGAGGUUGAAAUGGAUGAGAUCACUAUAACAACUUUAAUCUCUGCUUGUGCCAAGUUGGGAGCUUUGGAUCAAGGCCGUUGGCUCCACACUUACCUUGAUAAAAGUGGGAUUAAAGCUGAUGCCCAAUUAUCAACGGCGUUGAUUGAUAUGUACAGCAAGUGUGGACGAAUAGACUUGGCUAGGAAAGUUUUUAAGGAAACAGAAGAUAAGAAAGUAUUUGUCUGGAAUUCAAUGUUAGGAGGGCUGGCAAUGCACUCAUUUGGAGAGGAAGCUAUUGAGCUCUUUGACAAGAUGAUAGAGUGUGGAAUAGAACCUAAUGAAAUCACAUACAUCAGCAUUUUAGCAGCAUGUAAUCAUUCAGGUCUUGUUGAUGUUGGAUUGUAUCUCUUUAAUCGACUAGUGGAAGAUCAGAAAGUGCAACCUAAAAUAGAGCACUAUGGAUGCCUUGUGGACCUACUGGGUCGUGCAGGUUUAUUAGAUGAUGCAUUUCAGGUAGUUAAAACUAUGCCUUUGAAAGCUGAUGGAACUAUAUGGAGAGCCCUCCUUGGUGCUUGUAAACUGCAUGGAAAUGUUAAGUUGGCAGACCAAGUUGGGAGAAUUUUGAUCAAGUUGGAGCCCCAUAAUCACAUGAAUUAUGUGCUUCUUUCGAAUGUAUAUGCAAUGGUUAAUAGAUGGGAAAUUGUAGGAGAGUUAAGGAGAGAGAUGAAAGUGAAAGGUUUGACAAAAAUGCCUGGAUGCAGCAUGAUUGAGCUGAACGGUGUAGUCCAUGAAUUUGUUGCUAGAGACUCUUCUCACCCCAGGAGUAGAGAUGUUUAUGAAUUGUUGAAUUUAAUGACUAACCAUGUGAUGCAAGAGUCCAUGGACUGUCAACGACCAUGCCAAUAAUAUGUCAAAUUUUCAGGUAUUUUCAGGUUAACACGUUGCUGCCAGAUUUUAAGGACAAAUGAGUAUCUUUCCUGAGAACAAUCAUGUUGCUGAGCCACCAAGUAUUGUAGUCAUGACAAGCUUGUAACUUGGUAUUGAUGGUUGGCUAUAAGUUCAUGACAGAUAGGCUCGCUAUCAAAUAGACAUACCAACAUAGAUGUGAAGAGCUUCAGGAAGAUAGACCGCAACAAAGGUAGUGCAUAUUUCUGCCUUUAUAGAGUUGAAGCUUGGAGAGCUUGGAGAGAGAAACAUAAUAGAGGCUCUAAGCUAGCUUGUACAUUAUAGCUUAAACUUUUUAAUACAUCAUAUGCAUAAUUGUUGUA